GGCCGUGGCCGCUGGCGGUAAUUAAGGCACCGCUGGAGACGAAGGGGGUUAUUAACGGCGUGGGGAAACAUCCCGGGAGAACGGGGACCGUCACGGGUGUGGGGAGCCCCACGGGGCUUUCCCGUUCCUGCCCCGACGUGUAGGCCCCGUUGCCAUGGCUACGCCCCCUUCCUCCUCAGUACGCAUGCGCCGCCUCGAAAGAGCCAAGCGUUGCUACGACGACGGCCAUGCGUGCUGACGUAACACGCCGCCGUAUCACGUGAGCCGGCAGCGGCGAUGCCCAAGUACUGCCGAGCCCCGCACUGAUCCAACGCGGCGGGACAGGCCCGGCCGCCCGCCCGCCGCCUCAGCUUCUACAAGUUCCCGCUGCAUGACGUGGCAUGGCUGUGGCAAUGGCUGAUGCAGAUGUGGUGGGAGAACUGGGUGCCCACCCGUCACCAGCACCUCUGCAGCAACCACUCCAAACCCUCCUGCUUCCAGUACCGCUGGGGCAUCCGUUACCUGCGGCCUGAUGCUGUCCCCACCAUCUUCCCCUGUGGCCCCCCAGUGAGCCCCCCCCCCCCCCCCUCCACUGGCAGAGCCCCUAGAAACAUCUAGAACAGUCUAGAACAGCCUAGAACACACACCGCACCACCCCAAAGGAUCUAGAAGCAUCUAGAACCUCCCCAGAGGCUCCCCCAGAAAGGUCUGGAAGUUUCUGGGAGAAGGAAAGGUCCCCUGGAAGCAUCUCGGAGCUCCCCAUAAGGGUCUAGAAGGUUCUAGAAGCCGCCUUGGAAGGGGCUAGAAGCUCUCUGGGGGGUGGUGGGUUGUCUCAGAGGGGUCUGGAAGGUUCUAGAAGCCGCCUUGGAAGGGGCUAGAAGCUCUCUGGGGGGUGGUGGGUUGUCUCAGAGGGGUCUGGAAGGUUCUAGAAGCCACCUCGGAAGGGGAUAGGAGCUCUUUGGGGGGUGGCAGGUUGUCUCAGAAGGGUCUACAGGUUCCCCUGAGGGAUUGAGAAGCUCCGCGGAAGGGUCCAGAAGGUCCCCAGGAGGGGGGGGUUGUCACCUCAGGGUGGCUUUUGUCCCCAGAGUGGGGGCUUGUGGGGAGGAACUGGCACUGCUGCCCAUCCCCACUCCAACAUAUCGCUGCGAGAACCUCCAGAAAUGGGAAUUUUGGGGUUUUUCUACAGAAACGGGAGAGUCCUAGCACGACCGCUGGGCACCACCCAGCCUAAGCAGCCCCUCCUGGCGAGCAGCCAGGAGCUGGUGACACUGGGACAGCCAGCUGUCCCUGAAACCGCCACAUCGGAGGCUGCAACCAUCGCCCUGGAACCCAACUUGGCCACGGCGAUGCCGCUGCUUGGCCCAGUGAAGCUGGGGGACAGCCCUGAGGGGGUCCCCGCCCGCCCGCAGCCGUCCUCAGGCUACGCCACGCCGCCGCUGUCACCACGCUGGCGGGUGGAGCAGGCGGAGGACGUCACUGUCGAGCCACCUGUUGCCAGCCUGCCGCCGGCGUAUUUCGAGCCCGUCCCCGCGACGCUGGUCACGGUGCCGGAAACCAUCCUCUCCUCAGCCUUGACACUGCCCAUCGUUUCCACCAUCCCCAUUGUUUCCAAAACAGUGACGUCGAUGUCACUGCCGGGCGAGCUGAGCACCGAGGAACUUGUCGGUGUGGUGCUGGUGCUGCAGCGGAAGGUGAAGGUGCUGCAGCAGCGGCAACGCCAGCACCGCGCCCGGCUGGAAGCCAUGGAGGGGUUGGUGGAGCAGCUGCGCCGUGAGAGCCUGCUCUCCGAGGAGAGGCUCAAGCUGGCCUGCCUGCAACCAGGGCUGGUGACACCAGAUCCCACCGGUGCUGUCACCAUCAUCUGCCAGGAGGAGGAGGCAUUGGUCUAUGCCAUGCCACUGCCUGUGGGGACAACCUGUGGCCUCGGCCUGGAGCGGCUGUGAUGU
Aquila chrysaetos chrysaetos is the source of this 1925-nucleotide messenger RNA. Its product is annotated as THAP domain-containing protein 8-like. Bases 1140 to 1922 code for a protein of 260 amino acids. The transcript has 4 exons. The record is from RefSeq and is a predicted model, not a curated record. Lineage: Eukaryota; Metazoa; Chordata; Aves; Accipitriformes; Accipitridae.